ACUUCUCCUCCUUCACCUCAUUUUCCUUUCUCUUAUUUUCUCUAACUUAUUUUCGCUCCCCCUCUUUGCCAAUCUCUUUCCCCCAUCUCUCCGGCCUGAAUGAGUUGAAGUUCGAUAGAACGAUGGACAAUUCACCGGUAGUCUCGCGGACGCAACAACUUUGUUGAAAUAGUUGCAUGUGUGGUAUGUUCAGUUGUGGGUGUCAGAUGCGGUGAUAACGAUAGACGCGCUUGGAAUGCCUGCGAACAAGAUCGAUUGAAUGUUUACUCUGGAUCAGAAUGUCGUUGUCCAUCAUUUUGAGAUUUUGCACGAUAUGGAGUUUGCUAACGAGUUCCUUGUCAUACACCAAAGAAGUUACCAACUAUCGUUAUCAUACUGCAUCGACGGUAUCGAAUAGGUACGGAACAUCUCAGACGUUUGUGUCACCGAUUCGAGGAUGGAGUAAGAUGGAUGACUGGGCUAGUCGUGACUCGCAAAUAUCGACUCCAGCAAUUUAUAGGAGGAAUAUACAGGUUAGACCUUACGUAAGAAUAGCGAAAGUGGAACAACAACGAGAACAACCGGAUCCUUUAGUUACGAUUUCCGAAACUUUGGGCGCUUUAAACACCGUUGGCAAUUACAUUGUUAAUAUGACUAGAGGCGUGGAUAGCUCGAGUUAUCCAUCGAAAGAAUUACCAUCGGCAAUAUACACUAUCUCGAAAAACAUUCUAGGACGUAAUGUAACAGACAGUAUUGCACCGCUAGUUAGAGGAGUAGCAUUGCCUGUGCGACCUAUACCCGCUGACAGCUCGUCUGCCUCAUCCUCUCUCUCCUCCCCCAUCGCCACCUUUUCCUCUUCUACCGAAAUUAACCAGCACGACAGGGAAAAGGAGGCGGUGAUGAUAUCGUCCAUUGACUGCACUACUGCGAACGGUAAUCUUGGAAAGUGUCAAGAUUUGAGUAAUUGUCCUCAACUGUUGCUCGACUUAACCAAACUCAGACAGUCAUUGUGCUUCAAAAGUUUAUUCGUCCCGGGUGUCUGUUGCCCACUGACAGAUAAGAUUGACACUAACGGGACAAGCACGAUAGCCAGUAUAAUCGCAACAUCGGGGAUUGAUUCGGGUGUACAUCCUCCAUCAGUUCAACCAUCGAUACGUCCAACGAAACAUCAGUCCCCUAAACCGAUACCACUAUUCCCUGUCGUUGCACCUGCAACCACCAUUACGGUCACGACUACGCCAACAAAUCUUGUCGAUCUCCUAACAACAGAAUUCAUUCCAGUAUCCUCCUCUGUUGAUUUGCCCUUGAAUCAUUCAUACAGCUUACUUGGAUCUUCAACUACUAGCGCUAUCGAUAAUAAUUUCAUACACGACGACGAAGAAUGUGGAAUAAGAAAUUCGGGUAAAUAUCGAGUGGUAGGUGGAGAAGAAGCUCUUCCUGGUCGUUGGCCUUGGAUGGCAGCGAUAUUCUUGCAUGGUUCUAAACGUACGGAAUUUUGGUGCGGUGGAUCUCUGAUCGGAUCGCGGUAUAUUCUUACCGCUGCUCAUUGUACACGGGAUCACCGUCAACAGCAAUUUGCCGCGAGACAGUUCACUGUCCGUCUCGGUGACAUAGACCUUGAAAGAAACGACGAACCAUCUGCUCCAGAAACUUAUGCGGUCAAGCAAAUUCACGCACAUCCAAAAUUUUCGCGCGUUGGAUUUUACAAUGACAUCGCGGUUCUUGAACUUACUAGGAUCGUUCGAAAGUCUCCUUAUGUAAUACCGAUCUGUCUACCGCAAGCACAUUACAAAAACGAGCGAUUUGCCGGCGCUAGACCCACCGUUGUUGGAUGGGGUACCACUUACUACGGUGGAAAAGAAAGUACGGUACAACGACAAACAGUGCUUCCAGUAUGGAGGAACGAAGACUGCAACGCGGCUUAUUUUCAACCAAUCACCAGUAAUUUUCUAUGCGCUGGUUACAGUCAAGGUGGAAAAGAUGCAUGCCAAGGCGAUUCCGGUGGUCCGCUUAUGCUUAGGGCAGAUGGCAGGUGGAUUCAAAUCGGUAUCGUCUCUUUCGGUAACAAGUGUGGAGAACCCGGAUAUCCGGGAGUAUAUACACGUGUUACCCAAUAUAUAGACUGGAUUAAAACUAAUCUAAAUCGAGCAUGAGCAACUUUUCA
Messenger RNA from Eufriesea mexicana, 2143 nucleotides. RefSeq names its product clotting factor B. Gene Ontology annotation, molecular function: serine-type endopeptidase activity. Bases 279 to 2132 code for a protein of 617 amino acids. The transcript has 8 exons. Gene Ontology annotation, biological process: proteolysis. Lineage: Eukaryota; Metazoa; Arthropoda; Insecta; Hymenoptera; Apidae. The record is from RefSeq and is a predicted model, not a curated record.